Molecule: messenger RNA, 2547 nt
Organism: Ostrinia furnacalis (Asian corn borer)
Lineage: Eukaryota; Metazoa; Arthropoda; Insecta; Lepidoptera; Crambidae
Product: zinc finger protein basonuclin-2
Exons: 1
Coding region: 79-2175 (698 amino acids)
Biological process (GO): regulation of DNA-templated transcription
Cellular component (GO): nucleus
Source: RefSeq, a predicted model, not a curated record
UGUGUCGCACGUCCUCAGUCGCAAAGCGGCCGCGUCGCGCGCUACCCGCUUCGCACUACGCGGUAUGACAGUGACGUGAUGGAAGGCAAAGAGUACGGUGCGGUUCCCGGCUUGCCGGCCGGAUUGGACUAUUUCAUGAUGCCGCGCGUCUGCCAGCCCGCGCCCCAGUUCGACUUCAGGAAGCUCGGCGCCAGCUUCAGCGGCCGGGACGACGACAGGAGCGACGAGCGCCGCUCGCCCGAGUACUCCGAGCGCCGCGAGCCCCCGCCGGCGCCCUGGCCGCUCGGCCUCGGCGUCCAGUUCGUCAACCCCGCCACGGGGAAGAAGAGGGUGCAAUGCAACGUCUGCCUCAAGACCUUCUGCGACAAGGGCGCGCUGAAGAUCCACUUCUCGGCGGUGCACCUGCGGGAGAUGCACAAGUGUACUGUGGAAGGGUGCACCAUGAUGUUCAGUUCGCGCCGGUCCAGAAACAGACACAGUGCUAACCCUAAUCCGAAGUUGCAUUCGCCGCACGUGAGGCGCAAGAUCUCGGCGCACGACGGGCGCUCGGCGCAGCCGUUCCCGCUGCUGCCGGCGCUGGCGCGGCUGCCGCUGCCGCCGCCGGCGCUGCUGCCGCCCGAGCUGGCCGCGCGCCUGCCGCCGCCGCUCGCGCCGCCCGGGCCCGCCCCGCUGCCGCCGCGAGUGCCUCUCGACGACCUCCGCAAUUUCAGUGAAAUAGAAAAGAUGUACAGAAAAAUCCCUCCGCCCGAGGAGCCGUCCCGCGGCGCGUUAGAUCUCGUUAAACCUUCCGCCGCUCUCGACGAGGACUCGAUUAAUUGUAGUGAAAAUAAUUAUGACGUUUCCGAUGAUGAGAAGGAAAAAUGUGAGGACCGAACCGAAUCACCGGUGACCGAAAGACUAAAUUACGACGACGAGCCUGAAGAUUUGACUGUAAAUAAAAAUAAGAUUGAUGCCAAACCCGCCGCGACCCAGCCCGAGGCCGGCGCCCGUAGCGACCCCACCGCGACCGACGAUAAGUCGUCUCUAGUUCCCAACAAACGCAAGCGAAAAAGUGGCAAUCCCACCCGGUGUUCUCAAAACAACGAAUACAGUGUAUCCGAUGAAGAGUAUCACGGUGAUCUGUUUAGAAACUUGUCGACGCCCGGCUCGAGUCGCGCCGACGACGAGCCGUUGUCACUGAAAAAACAGAAACCGGAAAAGUGGGAGCCAUUUCAGAACGGCGAGGAAGCAACUGUGGACUCGGAAUCGGUGACGCGUGUGAAGGCUGAAAGUGAUUCUGAUGACGAGUCGAGUGCACCGAGCGUGGUGCGCGAGGGGCUGCGGCUGCGCUCGGACCUGUACACGCCGAGCGACAGCGGGAGCGACCUGCACGCGAUGGAGGAGCGCCUGGCCCGAGCGCGCUCGCCCUCCGCCAGCAGCGACAAGACCGACGACCGAACUGAUAUCAACGAUCUCGACAUCCCCAUAGAUGACGAGAACCCCGAUCGCUGCACCGCAUGCAGGAAAGUAUUUCAAAACCACUUCACGCUGCGCAUGCACUAUAGAAACGAUCACUUGAAGCUACUUCACCCGUGCGACGUGAACGGCUGCGACGCCGCCUUCCCCUCGCGGCGGAGUCGAGACAGGCACAGCUCCAAUGUCGACUUACACCGGCGACUGUUGUCCACGGGCUCACCGGACACCCGGGAGCAGAGACCGGGAUUGGAGGUCAACACGGAACUGUUAAACAAGCUUUACGCAGAUAUAAAAGGACUGGCAUCGACGCUGGAAAGUUUGAGAUAUGGAAACGAGGAAGCGGCACAGCUGCCGAGUUACGUUACAGAGACGAUGAAGUUUUACAGUCGUAACUUGAGCGCGCUGCAGGCGGGGUUGUUUCCCCAGUUUGGAGACCGGGGGUUUUUUCCGGCCCCUUUUCUGAUGGGUAACGGGGUCCCGCAGGCCGGUGGGGGCCCGUACGGGGCGCCCGCUGGGGCGCAGUCAGCCCGAGAGUCGUUGUCGCCGCUGUCGGCGUCCUCGCCGCCGGUUAUUUCGCCGGGCAGACUGGACGCAGCUCACGGGAGGCCCCGGGAUGACGCCAAACUGCUUUUUCGGGAGACCUCCGAGUCCUUCAAGAAAAUGACUUCGCUGUGUGAGCGCCAAGAGCAGCUGUACCAGCACCACGUGCCGGUGUCGUGACGGGGCCGCCCCGGCGCCCGCCCGUCCUGGUGAUACCUCACUUCCCGAAGCUAAUGGCGCGCGAUAGACUGUACAUUAUUUAAUUGUUAAUAAUUUUAAUUGUGUUAAUUCUAUUUCGUAUUUCGUUUUGUAUUUUCUUGUGAUAUUUAGACAAAUAUAUGGUAAUAAUCGAUCCCACGAACUGUAAGUUAUAGGGAUAGUCCGCUUGGUGACGAGUCUUUUGUGACGCGAUGUGCAAUACGGAUUCGAAUAUUAUAAAUAUUAAUGGACUUGCGUACGAUAUGGUAUCGUGUAGAGUAUUCGUAAUCGAUGUUGAAAGUAAACGUUAUAAUGAUCAGCUUCAUUUAUUGUUCUGGCGCAAUAAACUCAUUG